Lolium perenne is the source of this 2206-nucleotide messenger RNA. RefSeq lists its product as uncharacterized. Lineage: Eukaryota; Viridiplantae; Streptophyta; Magnoliopsida; Poales; Poaceae. Gene Ontology annotation, molecular function: RNA binding. Gene Ontology annotation, cellular component: nucleus; cytoplasm. The record is from RefSeq and is a predicted model, not a curated record.
ACCCCCAGAGCAGCCGCCGCCUUCUUUCUCCACACGACCAGGCGGCGCGCAGCAGAUUCGAGUUGAGGUUUACGCGGAAACCCUAGCCCGCCCGCCGCCACCCCAGCGCGGCGAUGGGGAUCUUCGACCUGCUCGAGCACGCCGGCGAGGCCUCGGGCAAGGAGGCCGUCGCCAAGGUCGCCAAGGAGGUCGUGCCGCGAUCCCUCUCCAAGGACGAGAAGAAGCAGCUCUACGAGCGCAAGAAGAGGGAGCAGCAGCUCAUCAAGGACCACAAGGACGGCAAGCACCCGCAGCAGACCCAGCAUGAGGGCCAGGAGUUUAGCGGGGAGGGAGGAGGACAAGGGCCUACUGGUGGACAGCAGGUUCCUGUCUAUGCAGGAGGCAUGGGCCGGCCAAACGGUCGCAUCCUAGUCGAUGCCGAUGGCAAUGAGUACCGUGACUAUAGCCGGGGCGGUGACAAUGCCAACGCUGGUUACCGUGGCAACUUCAAUGGCAGCGGUGGCCGUGGCCGUGGCCGUGGCAACUUCAAUGGCGGCCGUGGCGGCCGUGGCUACGGCAAUGGUGGUGUUGGCCGUGGCUACGGCAAUGGUGGCUACAAUAAUGGCAACCGUGGCUAUGACAACAAUGGCUACAACAACAAUGGCUACAGCAAUGGCAAUGGCGAUGACAGCCAAGUUUACCAUGAGGGCAAUGGCCAGUACCAGCAAGAUGGGAACAACUACAGCAAUGGUGGGAGGCAAGGGUACAGCAGAGGCGAUGGGAAGCCCAGGAUGGAGUACAGGCCUAAAAGCAAGCCAUCGUCUGUGGCUGCUUCUGAUGCUGACCAGAAGUCUGAAGGCAAGGCUGAGCCUGCUGCUGAGGAGGUGCCACAGAAGGAUGCCAGUGCUGAAAAUGGCGAUGCAGUCCCCGCUUCUGAAUCUGAAAAUUCCGCAGGGGAUGCUGCCAAGGAUGAUUCUAAGAAGGUAGAGGGAGAAGCUGCCCAAAACCCACGGAAGAAGGAGAGGGACCCCAAUGUCAAGCUUCUCAGUGGCUCUGCCAAGAGGAAGCUCAAGAAGAAGAACCCCAAGAAGGAAGACUCUAACGAUGGGGAUGCUUCUAAGAAAGCCGCUGACAAUGUGCCAGAGGCCAUUGAAGAGGAGAAACAAGAGAUGACCCUUGAAGAAUAUGAGAAGAUGCUUGGAAAGAAGAAGGCGUUGGUGCCCUCUGAACCUGUGGAGAGGAAGAUCGAUCCUGCAUUUGAGGGUAUAAAACCCCUGGAGAAGAAGAAGCUGGAGGAUGAAGAUGGAUUAAAGCUGGAAAAUGCUCAGCGCAAGCCAAAGGAGGUUGCUCCCAAGGAAGGCAAGGCUCGCAAGAUUACCAUCCAGCAGUACCUGAAGCCAGCUGAUGGUACUGAGUACGUCCCACCCCCACCCCCACCAAGGCGAGAUGGCCCUCAAAGCGGCGGCUACAGGGGUGGUCGUGGUGAUGGCGCUUACAACGGCCGCAGCCGCGACAGCAGCUCUGAGUCACGGGUCUACAACUCUGGCAAUGGCAACCCUCCAAUUGUCUUCCGCAAUGUGGAUGCCACAAAUGGCAACGGCGCGCCAAGGAGGGAUGGGUACCAGCAGCGGACUGAAGGCGGCUACCAGCAGGGCGGCUACAAUGGCUCCAGGGCCAAUGGAGCCUACCAGCAAGGCGGUGGCAGGGUCAAUGGUGGCUACCAGGAGCGCCAAGAUGGCUACAGUGGCGAGCGCCGGCAAGGGGCAUACCAGCAAGGCGGGAACCAGGAGCGCCGGCAAGGGGCAUACCAGCAAGGCGGGAACCAGGAGCGCCGGCAAGGGGCCUACCAGCAAGGUGGGAACCAGGAGCGCCGGCAAGGGGCCUACAAUGGCGGUGGAUACCAGCAGGGUGGUGGCCGCAGGUACCAGAGGCCCACUCCUGUUCCCACUCCUGUUCCUGAGGUUAACUCUGCGGUCCAGUUCCCGGCGUUGGGAGCAGCACUGCCAGCGGCUUCCAAGGCAAAGGAGCCGUCGCCUUCUCAGUCCCAGGCCUAGAAUUUCUCUUUCCUUUUCCCCUUUUACUACAGUUUUUUGGUGUGAGGAUUAGAAAGAGACCAGAGUAGAGGGAAGACUAGAGUUGGUUUUCCUCUGCAGUUUUGUAACGGAGCUACUACGUCAUAUCUACUCGUAUCUGAGUAUUAUCAGCAUGGUAUUGAGUUGCUUUGCUA